Molecule: messenger RNA, 816 nt
Organism: Thermochaetoides thermophila DSM 1495
Lineage: Eukaryota; Fungi; Ascomycota; Sordariomycetes; Sordariales; Chaetomiaceae
Exons: 2
Coding region: 1-816 (271 amino acids)
Biological process (GO): protein targeting to vacuole; protein targeting to membrane; ubiquitin-dependent protein catabolic process via the multivesicular body sorting pathway
Cellular component (GO): ESCRT I complex
Source: RefSeq, a predicted model, not a curated record
AUGGAUGCACAUGCCCCGCCCGCGCCGCCACCAAAACCUCCGGGAAGCCAUGAAGCCAGCUGGAUAAGCACGCCGGCCGGACCACUGCUGCCACGGCCACCCCCGCCGCCGCCGGACGUGAUCGCGGAGUCACUCAACUCCACCGAUUCCGGCAACGGUAUCGCUACUGCUGUCGCUAGUGUCGCCUCCCAGCAGCAGCAGCAGCAGCAGCAGCAGCACAUCGGUCAUUCCCCCGACGAGCUCGAGGAUCCCGGGGAACAGUGGCUGCCCAAGUUCCUGCAGGACAAAUCUAAGCAAGACCUGGCUGCCAUCCUCUCCAACCCGUCGCUCCUUUCAGCCCUUACCCACUCUCCCUCUACCAUCCAUCCGUCCCUCCAAGCCUCCCAUUCGGCCUUGCAGACGGCUCUUGCGGAGAACGUCGCGCUCGCUUCGCAGCUGCUCGAGCUCGAGGCGCGUGUAACCCAGCAGCGAUCGACUACGCAAGCACAGCUCCUCGCGACGCAUGCACUCGAGAGGCAAUGGCGCGCCAAGCAGUCCGCGAUGGACCACGCCCUGGCCCCUUUCGCUCCCGCAAGCCUGUACCAGCGGCUAGCACAGAGCGUGCUGGAACAGGAAGCCGUGUGCAAGGCGCUGGAGGAGAGCUUUCUGGAAGGGGAGCCCGGCAGCGGCAGCGGUAACGGGGAUGAAAGCGGCGUUGCGACCGAGAAGGAGGUGAUGGACUGGGUUAAGCGGUAUAGGGAAGCAAAAAAAUUGUACUACCUUAGGCAGGAGAGGAAAGAAAGAUGGGACGAAGGGCGAGUCGGUGGCUGGAGGUGA